AUGGCCGCCAUAUCCAGCCUCGUUUUGAGCGACAGUUUACCACCAAAGGACCGAUCAGAAGAGUCGGACACCCCCACAACUCCUAGGCCGAGCCAUUUUCCUAUCAUAAUCGCCGACGGAAUCCAGUCCGGCCUCGGCGACCCUUCAUUUAGGUCAUCACAGCCUUCGAGUCAAGGUCCCCAUGAAGAUGGCCCAAUUCCACAUCACGAACAUACGAUGGACAGGGGCAGCAGCGAUGACCGAAUGUCCGUAUCCAUGGACAUGGACGACGACGAUGAGCAGGAUGGCUCCGAUAACGACGGCGAGGCAGGUGACGCAGACUCUGCCUCUCGUAAGAAGAAGGGCCAAAGAUUCUUCUGCACCGGUUAUCCCCCCUGCAACUUAAGUUUUACCAGAAGUGAACACCUGGCCCGUCAUAUCAGAAAGCAUACAGGUGAACGGCCAUUCCAGUGUCACUGUAAUCGCAGAUUUUCUCGCCUGGACAACUUACGCCAACAUGCUCAGACCGUCCACGUCAACGAAGAGAUUCCGACAGAUUCUCUUGCCGCGACAGGAACACGGUUCCAGCGACAGAUUCGCACCGACCGUGUACGGCCCACUGGCCGUCCACGCACCGGUACUGCUGGAAGUUCUGGAGGUCAUAGUCGCGGCCAUAGUCGCAAUCUCUCCGCCUCCAGCGUGGGUUCCACUUCUUCGAACUACAGUCUUGUUACAGAAGCCAAACGCAGGCCUCCGCCCCUUCUCAUGGCAACCGAUUCUUUGAAUAGACCAAACUUGGGCAUUGAAACCCCGCAUACUCCUCCAACCCAGUAUCGCGGAUUUGAUGGAGCGAGCACCAGUGGUUUGAGUACACCAACCUCCGCUAAUUUCUCAACAACGACUCCUGGUAGCCCUGGUUUUUUGUCUUCGAUGGGCUCUCCAGUGUCCUCGACUUCUCGUGGAGGUGGUUUUCUAGGCUCGAGACCACCAACGCGCCGACUCAGUGUGCCAUCCGGCCCCAAUCCAUAUCAAAACCACUACCCUCCUGGCUAUCCAAUGACUUACAUAAAUCAGAUGGGACCACCAAGUUCUGGCGCGUCAUCGAACUCAGGCGCUUUGGCCAGCCCUACCUCGACUUCAUUUACAAUUGCUCCGGGACAAUACGUGCCACCAGGAGAGGACUGGAGAAGGCGGACAUGGCACGCAUCCACCUUUCCAGCCUCCAAUUUGAAUUAUCACCGUCCCGCAACAAGUGGAUUGACGUAUUCCCAAACACCUGACGCACCUCAGCCAGCUUAUGCCCAGCAUGCCACAGCCGCGGCAGGGCAAGCACCUCGACUUCCAGGUAUCGAGAGCUUUGACCAUGUUCAACAUCGUCCGUAUACGCCACCCCGUCGUCAACCGAGCCCGAUGCAACUGGAUUCCAUACCAACGGAUCCCCAGCUGUAUGCUUCUGCCCCUCCUCAUGAUCCUCGCAAUCGUCAGGGCCAUCUAUCGUGGGAAGGUCCUCGCACCAGCCAAUAUCCCGAACUUGAUGACACAGUAGACAAACGUCAGGUCACCGUUACUUGGGGACAGCAGACAAUUAACGAGAUCCAGAACGUCGGCAUGCGGCACCAGGAGGGCCAUCCAAAUAUGGACAUGGGGCCACCUACGUCGUCCAUCAACCAUUCCCAGCAGCAACCAGGCCUGGUACGAGAGGUUCCGGAUACCCCCGGUUCCGCUAAGCAGAGUAAGAGGCAGGCUUGGUACAAUGGACCGCUUCAUGCUGCUCGAACCUCUCCAGAAGAUUCGAGCAGCAGUGAUGGAGUCCCUACCCCAGGAAUGACGGCUGUCGAAGUGCAUCCAAUGAUUAUGCAUAGCAGUGGGUAUAUGGAACCCCAGCAGGGACCACUUGCUCCCGAGGGGCACCAGAAUGUAAGUUUUUACCAGAACAGAGCAAGGAUUCCAAAAGCGUAG
This is a messenger RNA of Exophiala aquamarina CBS 119918, 1938 nucleotides long. RefSeq lists its product as uncharacterized. The coding region runs from base 1 to 1938 and encodes 645 amino acids. NCBI's taxonomy places the organism in Eukaryota, Fungi, Ascomycota, Eurotiomycetes, Chaetothyriales, Herpotrichiellaceae. Gene Ontology annotation, molecular function: RNA polymerase II cis-regulatory region sequence-specific DNA binding; DNA-binding transcription factor activity, RNA polymerase II-specific. Gene Ontology annotation, biological process: regulation of transcription by RNA polymerase II. The transcript has a single exon. The record is from RefSeq and is a predicted model, not a curated record.